Molecule: messenger RNA, 4235 nt
Organism: Erigeron canadensis
Lineage: Eukaryota; Viridiplantae; Streptophyta; Magnoliopsida; Asterales; Asteraceae
Product: protein GIGANTEA
Exons: 15
Coding region: 593-3985 (1130 amino acids)
Biological process (GO): regulation of long-day photoperiodism, flowering; regulation of circadian rhythm; response to stress
Cellular component (GO): nucleus
Source: RefSeq, a predicted model, not a curated record
UCUCCUUCAUAAAACCAACCAACAAACCUCCCCCUCUCUCUCUCUCUCUUCCGAUUUUAUAAUAAUAAUAAUAAUACCUAAAAAUUUUUAUCACUUGUUUCUCUCUGGAAUCUUCUGCUCGGCGGAACUUCCACCGUCACCUUUUUUUCCGGCGAUCUCCCGACCACUUCUCUUUCUCUCUCUUACUCUCCAACAGGGCUACAACGUAGUCCUAUGCGACUUCAAUAUAUACGAGGCAAUAUUGUGUUUUCAAAAAAUUAAGAUUUCCAGUUGUUAAACUCCAACCCGCUGUUGUAACUUUAUAGUAGGAGACACGGGCUGGUGUAUAAAAUGCCGAAUUACAAUCUUCUCAUUCUUUAUUGGUAGCAGCAGAAAAGGUUGAAGCUUGAAACUUUACCAUCGAUUUCCAGUUGUUAAACUCCCACCCGCUGUAGUAAUUUAUAUAUUAGGAGACACGGGCCGCUGUAUAAUAUGCCGAAUUACAAUCUUCUCAUUCUUUAUUGGUAGCAGAAGAAAAGAUUGAAGCUUGCAGCUUUACCAUCGAAUCUGCUAAUAUUAGCAGAAAGGAAAGGAUUAUCUAGACCUUUCAAAUAUGGCUACUACGUCUGCAAGGUGGAUUGAUGGUUUAAAGUUCUCGUCAUUGUUUUGGCCUCCCCCACUAGAUACACAGCAACGGAAGGCACAAAUCACUGCAUAUGUUGAUUACUUUGGUCAGUUUACAUCGGAGCAAUUUCCUGAAGAUAUAGCUGAGCUGGUUCGCCAUCGUUAUCCAUCACAGGAAAAACGCCUGUUUGAUGAUGUCUUAGCAACAUUCGUUCUUCAUCAUCCAGAGCAUGGACACACUGUCAUUCUUCCAAUAAUUUCAUGCAUCAUUGAUGGUACGGUGGAGUAUGAUAGGAGCACUCCUCCAUUUGCUUCGUUCAUUUCGCUAUUCUGCCCAAAUGAUAAUAACGAGUAUUCUGAACAGUGGGCGCUUGCAUGUGGAGAGAUAUUAAGAGUUUUAACUCAUUACAACCGGCCGAUUUUUAAGGCCGAACAUCAGCAUAAUGUAACAGAUAGAAGCAUCAGUGGCAGUCAAGCUUCAACAAGUAACAGUCAAGCUCAAGCUUCAACAAGUAACUCUCUUGAUGGUAAAACUUCGUCACCAUCUUCACAGAAGGAGGUGAAACCAUUGAGGCCUUUGUCUCCAUGGAUUACUGAUAUCUUGCUAGCUGCCCCUUUAGGUAUCAGAAGUGACUACUUCCGCUGGUGUGGUGGUGUCAUGGGAAAAUAUGCUGCAGGGGAACUCAAGCCUCCAUCAGUUGUCAUGGCUUCUUCUCGUGGAUCUGGAAAGCAUCCGCAACUAAUCCCAUCAACUCCUAGGUGGGCCGUUGCUAAUGGUGCUGGUGUAAUAUUGAGCGUUUGUGAUGAAGAAGUAGCUCGUUAUGAGACUGCUACUCUGACUGCGGCUGCUGUUCCUGCUCUUUUACUUCCCCCACCAACAACAUCCAUGGAUGAACACCUUGUUGCAGGACUUCCAGCUCUAGAGCCAUAUGCAAGAUUGUUUCAUAGGUAUUAUGCAAUUGCCAGUCCAAGUGCCACUCAAAGAGUUCUUCUUGGACUUCUAGAAGCACCACCAUCAUGGGCUCCAGAUGCUCUUGAUGCCGCUGUUCAACUUGUUGAGCUACUUAGAGCCGCUGAAGACUAUGCAUCUGGCAUGAGGCUUCCAAGAAACUGGAUGCAUUUGCAUUUCUUGCGUGCAAUUGGAACAGCAAUGUCCAUGAGAGCUGGCAUUGCAGCAGAUGCUGCAGCUGCUUUACUUUUUCGGAUAUUGUCCCAGCCUGCUUUGCUUUUCCCUCCUCUGACACAAGUUGAAGGAGUUGAAGCUCAGAAUGAAUCUUUGAGUGGUUACCAAUUACACCAUAAAAAGCAGAGAGAAAUACCAACAACCGAAGCAACCAUUGAAGCCACUGCCCAAGGGAUUGCCUCAAUGCUUUGUUCACACGGACCCGAAGUUGAAUGGAGAAUAUGUACCAUAUGGGAGGCUGCUUACGGCUUAAUUCCUUUAAGCUCUUCUAUUAUUGACCUUCCUGAAAUUAUCGUAGCAGCACCUUUACAACCCCCUGUACUAUCAUGGAAUCUAUACUUGCCUCUUCUUAAAGUUCUCGAGUAUCUUCCUAGAGGAAGCCCAUCGGAAGCUUGCCUUAUGAAAAUAUUUGUGGCUACAGUUGAAGCAAUUCUUGAACGAACAUUUCCAGCAGGCUCAUUAUUUGACCAAACAAAAAGCGUUUCUGGAUCAGCAUCUAAAAAUAUUGCAGUGGCUGAGCUUCGCACAAUGGUUCACUCUUUAUUUUUGGAAUCGUGUGCCACUGUCGAGCUUGCUUCUCGACUACUUUUUGUUGUAUUAACCGUGUGCGUCAGUCAUGAAGCACGUCCGCAUAGCAGUAAGAGGCCACGGGAUGAAGAUGGUGAAAAAUCGGGGGUUAAAGGUAAAAGGACGAAUAAGCAAGGACCUCUUUCAGCUUUCGAUUCUUAUGUUCUAGCUGCAGUAUGCGCUCUUGCUUGUGAACUUCAAAUUUUUCCAAUGAUUUCCAAAGUGGGUAAGCAUUCAAACGUACAGGAUGUGAAGGGUGUUGUCUCCUGCAAUGAUUUUCAGAGUAGUAUUGACUCUGCAGUUUGUCAUACCCGUCGAAUGUUGACUAUUUUAGAAGCGCUAUUUUCCUUGAAGCCUUCUUCUGUUGGUACCUCAUGGGGCUAUAGUUCAAAUGAGAUUGUGGCUGCUGCUAUGGUUGCAGCUCAUAUUUCGGAACUCUUUAGGCAAUCAAAGGCAUGUAUGCGUGCUCUCUCUGUAUUAAUGCGGUGCAAGUGGGAUAACCCUAUUCAUACUACAGCAUCUUCACUAUAUAACUUGAUUGAUAUACACAGUAAAACCGUUGCAUCGAUCGUCAACAAGGCAGAACCACGGGAAGCCCAUCUACUAAUUGCACCUCUUUGGAAAGAUUCUCUUUUGUGCCCAAAUGGUAAAAGACAAAAUAAAGGCAUAAGUGUCAAUUCAAGAUCCAUACGCACAUGUGAGGAAGCUUCCAGCUCGUCCGAGGCUCCAGGAAAAGGAAUACCGAGUUUCCCUUCUAAUGCUUCUGAGUUGGCCAAUUUCCUCACAAUGGAUAGACAUAUUGGGUUUAAUUGCAGUUCACGAAUAUUACUAAACUCGGUGUUGACUGAGAAACAAGAAUUAUGUUUCUCGGUUGUCUCAUUACUCUGGCACAAGUUGAUUGCAUCACCUGAAACACAAGUUAGUGCAGAAAGCACUUCUGCUCAACAAGGAUGGAGACAGGUGGUUGAUGCACUAUGCAAUGUGGUGUCAGCAUCACCAACAAAGGCUGCAACUGCUGUUGUCCUUCAGGCUGAGAGAGAAUUGCAGCCUUGGAUCGCGAAAGAUGAUGAUCAUGGCCAAAAGAUGUGGACAAUCAACCAACGGAUUGUUAAGCUGAUUGUUGAGCUAAUGAGAAAUCACAAUACCCCGGAGUCAUUAGUAAUAGUUACUAGUGCGUUAGACCUCCUCCUUCGUGCCACGGAUGGCAUGCUGGUUGACGGAGAAGCAUGUACUUUACCACAGCUGGAGCUUUUGGAAGCAGCAGCUAGAGCGGUUCAACCGGUGCUUGAGUGGGGAGAGUCCGGAAUGGCAGUUGCAGAUGGUCUCUCAAAUCUUCUUAAGUGUCGCUUGCCUGCUACGGUGCACUGCCUUUCUCACCCGAGUGCUCAUGUCCGUGCCCUUAGCACAUCAGUCCUUAGAGCUGUUUUGCAUGUGGGCUUGAUCAACCCAGGUGGUGCACCAAGUGCCACAUGUGGUCCAGCCUAUCAGUAUCUAAACGUUGAUGUUAUCGACUGGGAGGCAGAUGUAGGUAAGUGUCUAACAUGGGAAGCUCAUAGUCGACUUUCAACAGGAAUGCCAAUUCAGUAUCUCAAUACCGCUGCUAAAGAAUUGGGAUGCCCGAUAUCCAUCUAACUGCUAAACCCUUUUCCUCCCAGCUUACUUAAAUUUUCUACAGAUUAACGUAUGCUGGUUCUGCUUGUAAUGAUGAUUGGUGUAUAGUAAAACGUAAUAUAGGUAAACUAUUAGAAUUUGUGUUUGUAUGAAAAUUGGGAUGAAUGAAACCAUACAAUGAUAUGAUGAGAUGUUUAGUUGUAAUCUGGAUGUAUAUUUACGUUUUUGACUAGUUGAACAAUUGAUUAUCAGAGUUGUUAUAGUUCUUUCA